AUAUUUGCUAAGUGAAUAAAGUUGUGCCUGAAAAGAGAUUAAUAGGUAGCUGGCACUAAUGAGUACUCAGAGUGAAAAAGCCUAACUCCAGACUUGUCUCCCAAUUAGGGGCAAGAAGGACACGGUUAAAUAAUUACUGUUAAUACCUAAAUGGCUUUUAUUAAAAGCUACUAACACUUUAAGUUCCAAAAAGCCUCGCGAUGCCCUGGUCCUUUAUCUCCCACCGUGCCUCGCGCGGCGCAGGCGCUGUUACUACGGCUGAGUCUCGGGAGCCAGAACUACACCUCCCAGAAAGCGUGCCGGGAUGUCGUUGGUUUGUUUCCGGAAAUGGGUCCCUAGCAAGGUGGGACUUAGGGCUGAGAGCUGUCAAUUGGUCAAGGUACGAGAUCGACGGUUAUACUGACUAAUGGGGACAAGCGACUGCCGAUGGGGCCCCACCAAAGGGGAGCAAGAGGUGCUGGCGGCGGCGGCAGUCGUAGAUCGACGCUGCUCAGGGCAGAAGAGCUCCCGCGUACGAAGCUUAUCUUUGACGGUCUCCGUCUGCCUCUGCCAUUGACUUGUGACGCUAGGCCCUUUUGGGCUCCUCUGACUCAACUAGCCAGACUCCAGACCAAAACCAUGUUCCCAGUGAAGGUGAAAGUGGAGAAAUCAGGAAGUCCCAGGGCUGGCCAAAGCAUAUCCCCAAGUGUCCUUCCAGGCUCUGAGCACUGUGCCAAAGCACCUACUAGCUGGAAGAGGAGAGCAAACACCUCACAGGAGUUGGAGAUGGCCAAGGCCCGGAACCAACUGGAUGCCGUUCUACAGUGUCUGCUGGAGAAGAGUCACAUGGACAGGGAGCGUCUGGAUGAGGAAGCCAGGAAGACCCCCUCAGACACCCACAGCAAGGAUUGCUCCAUUGUGGCCACUGGCAAACGGCCAUCUGCCCGCUUCCCCCACCAGCGGAGGAAGAAGAGAAGGGAGAUGGAUGAUGGGCUGGCCGAAGGAGGGCCACAACGAUCUAACACGUAUGUGAUUAAGCUGUUUGACCGGAGUGUGGACUUAGCUCAGUUCAGCGAGAACACACCGCUGUACCCAAUCUGCCGGGCCUGGAUGCGCAACAGCCCCACAGUGCGUGAGCACGAACGCUCACCCAGCUCACCAUUGCCCCCACUGCCCGAGGAUGAGGAGCCCCUGGGCCACCUGGAGAUGCCUGCAGAUCCCGAAUUCCAUCCCCACUGCAGCCUGAGACACAGGGUACCCCUGAGGAUGAGGUGGGUCUGCAAAGUUUGCCUGGGGCUAUGGGACAUAUGUUGUGGGGCUUGGGCAUGGCCACCGAGCCUGGCUUCUCUGUCCACACAGCCCUCUGAGCCCUCACCCUCACCUUCCACACUCAUCUACCGCAACAUGCAGCGCUGGAAACGCAUCCGCCAGAGGUGGAAGGAGGCAUCUCAUCGGAACCAGCUUCGUUACUCAGAAAGCAUGAAGAUCCUACGGGAGAUGUAUGAGCGACAGUGAUGUUCCCCUGACCUCAAUAAACAUUUCCCCUCUUUACACUGG
Messenger RNA from Myotis brandtii (Brandt's bat), 1536 nucleotides. RefSeq names its product lin-37 DREAM MuvB core complex component (gene LIN37). The transcript is spliced from 9 exons. The record is from RefSeq and is a predicted model, not a curated record. Lineage: Eukaryota; Metazoa; Chordata; Mammalia; Chiroptera; Vespertilionidae. The coding region runs from base 427 to 1494 and encodes 355 amino acids. Gene Ontology annotation, biological process: negative regulation of transcription by RNA polymerase II. Gene Ontology annotation, cellular component: transcription repressor complex; Myb complex.